AUGCACGCUACCGUCCGCUCCACCCCAACCUUCGACGGUUACGCCUCCAUGUACGGCUGGAUCCAGCUCGUCCGGGAAGAGCCCGAGCCCGGAGAAUGGGACACAGGCCCUUUCGUCAUGGAUGGGGGCCAUCCGGGACUCCCCCGCGGGGUCUUCAACUGGUAUCUGCUACUGAACACCACCAUCUUCGCCUUUGCUGGCGUGGGUAGGGGCUUCGACGAGGGGAACAUCGGAUCGCUGGUGGUGCAGUCGCGGUUUCGGACCAAAUUCGGGCUGGACCAGCAAUCCCCCGAGCAAUAUGCCAAUACGCAAGGCUGGAUCGUGUCCAUGUUCACGGCGGGAUUGGCGGUCGGCUGUCUCAUCUGUUUGCCCUUCAACGACCGCCUGGGACGACGGUGGACGCUGCGACUCUCCACCCUGGUCUAUGCCGCAGGCAUCCUGGGACAGGGGCUGUGCAACGGGUCCCUGCCGGGGCUGUAUGCAUCGCGGAUCGUGGCCGGACUCGGGGCCGGCGGCACCACGGUCAUCCCGUCGAUGUAUAUUUCCGAGGUAGCCCCCAAGACGAUCCGCGGGCUCCUCACCAUCCAGUACUCGUGCUGCCAGCAACUCGGGGUGGUGUUCGGCUUCUUCAUCAACUACGGCGUCACCAAGGCCUACGCCGGAACGGACACGCAGUGGAUGCUCCCCACGCUGAUCCAGCUGCUCCCCGCCGCGAUCUGGGGGCUGGGGACGUUCGCCUGCGUGGAGUCGCCCCGCUGGCUGCUGUACGUCGGGCAGCGCACGGCGGCCGUCACCACGCUGUCGCGGCUGCGGCGCCUGCCGCUGGACCACGCGGAUGUGGUGGCGGAGAUCGCGAUGAUGGAGUUCCAGAUCCUGCAAGAGCGCGAGGCGGUAUCGGGGGUGUCGCAGUGGCGGCUGGUGCAGGAGACGUUCGGACCGGUGGAUCACCGGCGGCGGUUCUUCCUGGUGUUCAUGGCGCACCUGUUCUCGCAAUGGUCGGGGGCCAACGCGAUCACGCAGUAUCUCCCGACGAUCCUGGGGUACCUGGGGAUGUCGGGGGAGACGGCGGCGCUGACGACGGGGGUGUACUCGGUGGUCAAGUUCGGCACGUGUCUGGUGUUCUCGCUGGUGGUGGUGGACUUUGUCGGGCGGCGGCGGUCGCUGAUGACGGGGAUAACGCUGCAGUGCACAACGCUGGUGUACCUGGCGGCCUACCUGGGGCUGAUCGGGUCGGAGGUAUAUCCCAUCCGCAUCCGGGCGCUGGCGGUGUCGCUGGGGCUGACGGGGCACUGGCUGUUCGCGUUUGGGUGCUCGCGGGCGACGCCGGACCUGCUGGGGGCGACGCAGGAAUGGGGGGCGUUUGCCUUCUUCGCGGGGGUGUGCCUGGUGUCGUUGGGGUACGUGUUCGUGGCGAUGCCGGACACGACGGGCCGGUCGCUGGAGGCGCUGGACGGGCUCUUCCAACGGCCGUGGUAUCGGGUGUACGAGGUGGCGUACGCGAAGGACGACGAGACGGCGAUGGAGGUGCAGGUGAUCCACGAGCAGGGGAAGAUGAAUUAA
Molecule: messenger RNA, 1560 nt
Organism: Aspergillus heteromorphus CBS 117.55
Lineage: Eukaryota; Fungi; Ascomycota; Eurotiomycetes; Eurotiales; Aspergillaceae
Product: general substrate transporter
Exons: 8
Coding region: 1-1560 (519 amino acids)
Biological process (GO): carbohydrate transport; transmembrane transport
Cellular component (GO): membrane
Molecular function (GO): carbohydrate:proton symporter activity
Source: RefSeq, a predicted model, not a curated record